AAAAACCUUUUCAGUGAAUAGUAUCUUCAAUUAAGUAUCUCAAAUACAAAAUAUCAUUAUUUUACAUAUUUGUAAUAUAUAAUUAAUUUCCACUUUUACAAAGAUAAAAUUAAUAUUAAUAAAUGGCUCAAAAAAAAAUCUUUGCAGAGUAUCCCAUGAAUUCUCAUUUAAUAUACUUACAAAAAAUCUACCUUUUGUAGUUUUUAAUAUUUUUUAGAGAUAUCUUCCUAAAAACUUUAGCAUUGUAUAAACGAAAGAAGAAAAAAAAACUUUAGCAUUGGAGAUACUCUAAAUGUUAUUUAAAGAUUUAGCCUAGAAGAAACUCUUUUUACUCUUAUUUUAAUCACAACAUCUAACAACAUCUAAGAAAUUUUAUUUAUUUAAUCAAAGUGAAGGUUGUUGUUGUGAGGCAAUCAUUGAGACUUGAGAGGCAGCGCACGAUGAGUUUCUUGUGGAACGUUGAGAUAUUAAUCAUAGCUUUAGUGGUUGUGAGGAUCAGCCAGUGGUUGUACCGAUGGUCGAACCCAAACGUCAGGUGCAAUGGCAAGUUACCACCAGGUUCAAUGGGUUUUCCUAUCAUCGGAGAGACAAUAGAAUUCUUUAAGCCUUGUGAAUUGCUCGAGAUCCCAUCCUUUUUUCAGAAUAGGAUGCAAAGGUACGGGUCGUUGUUUCGGUCCAAUAUUAUGGGUUCAAAAACUGUGAUUUCUACGGACUCAGAUGUUAUCUUCGAGAUAUUCCGGCAAGAGAACCAGUCUUUUGAACUUAGCUAUCCGGAUGUUUUUGUCAGAGUUUUUGGAAAAGAUAACUUGUUUUUCCAGACCGGAAACAUCCACAAGCAUAUUAAAAAGUCCACUAUGCAGCUUAUUGGAUCUGAAGGUUUAAAGAGAAAGAUGAUACAAAGCAUGAACCAGGCGACCCGCGAGCAACUUAAAUGGAAGGCUAACGAAGGCACCUUCGACCUUCGGAAUGCAGUUUCAAGUUUGAUAGCAUCCUACCUGACACCGAAGCUGAUAAGUAACCUAAAACCAGAGACUCAAGCAGAACUUAUAGACCAUUUCAAGGCCUUUAAUAUUGAUUGGUUUAGGUCACCCUUUGCUCCCUCCACCUGGAAGAUUAUCUACAAAGUCCUUAAGGCACGCAGAGAAGCAAUGCAGUUGAUAAAGGAAGCUCUUAAGAAGAGGAAAGAGUCAAGAGAAAAACACGGAGACUUCCUAGACACGUUACUAGAGGACAUGGAGAAAGAAGACAGCAUUUAUGACGAGGCGUCUGUUAUAAACCUUCUAUUAGUUAUUGGAGUCGUCUCUAAAGAUACUACUUCUGUCGCUACUGCCUUGAUGGUGAACUUGCUAUCUAAAAAUCCAGAAGUGCUUGCAGAGUUGAAGAGAGAGCAUGGUGCGAUCUUACAAAAGAGAAAAGAUAAGGAAGCUGAACUUAGCUGGGAAGAAUAUAAAUACAACAUGACUUUCACCAACAUGGUUAUCAAUGAGUCGCUUCGAUUGUCAAACUUGGGUUCCAUAUUAUUUAGAAAGGCCCUGAAAGAUGUCGAAAUCAAAGGAUAUACAAUUCCCGCGGGAUGGAUCGUGGCCGUUGCACCAUCUGUGGUUCACUAUAACUCUGAAAUAUAUGAGAAUCCGUUGGAGUUCAAUCCAUGGAGAUGGGAGGGGAAAGAUUUGCGGUCAGUGACUAAAACUUUGAUGGUGUUUGGAGGUGGAACAAGACAGUGUGUUGGAGCAGAUUUUGCGAGGCUUCAAAUGACAGUUUUCCUUCACCAUCUUGUGACCACUUACGAUUUCUUGGUGGUCCAAGAAUGUGAGAUGACUCGGACACCAUUACCUUGCUUCACUAAGGACCUGCUUAUUAACAUCUCCCCUACCUUCCCAAGUGAACCUUGCAGUUCCAAGUCUUCAUAAUUAGAUCAUUACAAAUAUAUCUCCUAGAAAUGUGCGAGUCCUUAAAAUGCAUUCAAGUUCUUAUAAUUUCAAAAUUUAACAUAUAUAUUAUUUUAAAAAGAUGUUUAUAUUAACAACAUGAAACAAGUAAUGAAAGAAUGUGACAACAUUGGAAUA
Molecule: messenger RNA, 2066 nt
Organism: Brassica rapa (field mustard)
Lineage: Eukaryota; Viridiplantae; Streptophyta; Magnoliopsida; Brassicales; Brassicaceae
Product: cytochrome P450 708A2-like
Biological process (GO): sterol metabolic process; multicellular organism development; brassinosteroid homeostasis
Molecular function (GO): oxidoreductase activity, acting on paired donors, with incorporation or reduction of molecular oxygen; monooxygenase activity; iron ion binding
Source: RefSeq, a predicted model, not a curated record